Molecule: messenger RNA, 336 nt
Organism: Symbiodinium necroappetens
Lineage: Eukaryota; Dinophyceae; Suessiales; Symbiodiniaceae
Source: the annotation of a GenBank genome assembly
AUGAGGUUCACACCAUCCAUGCUUCAACAUGCCGUGGAGAUCUUCAGCAGCAACGCAGAAAGCAUUGGUGGCCGCUCGCGCAGUGCGCGCCGCGAGGCGUUGUCUGAAGCUGCGCGCCGCAUGGUGGAUGAUGCUCCUCGUCAUUCGCUUGAAGAUGCCCAGCAUCAGCACCUCGUGACAGGCCUGAAAAACAGCGCAAGGAAAUGGCCGAAGAAGGUCCUCCAGGGUGUGGAGCAGCGGAACACUCCAACGCCAGCUGGCGGGCCUGGUUGGCUUCAAAGCUGCUGGCGGCCUGCGACGCAGCUUGGCUGGACAUCGGCUCAAUGCACCGGGUAG